Molecule: messenger RNA, 4324 nt
Organism: Grus americana (Whooping crane)
Lineage: Eukaryota; Metazoa; Chordata; Aves; Gruiformes; Gruidae
Gene: GTPBP8
Product: GTP binding protein 8 (putative)
Exons: 7
Coding region: 53-880 (275 amino acids)
Cellular component (GO): mitochondrion
Molecular function (GO): GTP binding
Source: RefSeq, a predicted model, not a curated record
UGCGCUCGCCGCCUUCCGGGGCCGGGCCGGGCUUGCGCCGCCACCCGUCGGGAUGCUGCUGCCGGGGGCCGGUGGUGCGGCGCGACGCUCCCCGUCGCCGCUGGCCGCCCUGUCCCAGGUGCUGCGGCUGGAGCGGAGCCGUCGCACCGGCGUCGUGUUCCCGCUGCAGAGGCUGGAGCGCUACCUGGCUCCCGGCGUCGACACGGCGCGGUUCCGCCUCUUCCAGCCCGGCCUGGCCGCUCUGCAGCGCGCCGAGGCGCUCUUCAGGUCCAGCCGCGACCAUGCCAUCGACUACGUGAGCUCCGCCGUCCGCAUGGACCAUGCCCCGCCGCCGGCCUUACCCGAGGUGUGCUUCAUCGGCCGAAGCAAUGUGGGGAAAUCAUCUUUAAUCCGGGCCUUGUUUUCACUAUCUCCAGAAGUGGAGGUCAGAGUGUCAAAAACUCCUGGCCACACCAAGAAGAUGAAUUUCUUCAAAGUAGGGAAGUACUUUACUCUGGUGGAUAUGCCAGGAUACGGUUACCGUGCCCCGCAAGACUUUGUGGAGAUGGUGGAGGCCUAUCUGCAGGAACGGCACAACUUGAAGAGGACUUUUCUAUUAGUUGAUGGUGUAGUAGGACUCCAGAAAACAGAUCACAUUGCAGUAGAGAUGCUAGAAGAGUUUGGGAUUCCUUAUGUGAUGGUGUUAACAAAAAUUGACCGAGCUUCCAGGGGACUGUUGUUAAAGAACGUGCUGGAGAUCCAGGAGUUUGUAAAGGAGAAAACUCAGGGAUGCUUUCCUCAGCUAUUCCUGGUCAGUUCUUUGGAGUUUUCGGGGGUUCACUUGCUAAGGUGUUUCGUAGCCCACGUUACUGGAAACCUGCCUGCUGUAGAGGCCAGCUGAAAAGACCAGCUCCUGAUCUGCUUGGCUUAUCCAGAACAAAAGGUGUGGUGUGAUAGCAUGCCUCGCUUGCAUACACUGAGGUGUCCCUGAUCCAGGUGGAUGAAGGAAAGGACACAACUUUAAUGGGGUCUACUUUUUGAUCACUGUUGGCUUGAAACAGAGUGGAAUAAAAGACUGACAACUAGGGGAGCUCUUCUUCUGCACUUUAUCAGCCGUCAGUGCUGCAUCUACCUUGUGGUUUAAGUCCAGCAUAAGCUCUACAGCUGCACUCGGAAGAACUGCCAGAGAUGAGACGCAUUGUCCACUAUCUGCAUCUGUUCCACCCUGGUGGCUGAAGCACAAUACCGAUGCUCUGUACUCCUUAGGGGCACUGUAGCGGCUCGCGGAACUGAGUCCCACAAGCAGCUGUACCUGGCUAAGGGCACCCGAAGCUGUCCAGUUCCAAGGUACACAAUCGGACAAAAGGACUGCUGUCAACAGCACCAGUUGUAUGGGAGAAUUUAGACCAAAGCUAUUAAGCGCCUAUGUCAAACCCUGGCACUUGGUCUUGUCAUGUCUUAACAUUGCCAAACGAGGGUGUGCGGUUGUCAAAGUUACUUACAUUAAGUGUUUAAACCUCAAGAAAGGGCAGUCCUCUUGUGAACCACUCUGAGGGCAAGAAGGUGGUAUUUCAAGUGUUUUCUUUCAUUAUUGAAUUUCUUGUAACUCUCAGACUAGACAUGAGGCGAGGUCUGUUUUCAGCAUACGUGUAAGAAGUGGGGGUGUGUGAGGAAUGCAGUAGAAAGAUGUGGAUCUCUAGUUUCCACAUCUUAGCAGAGAUCAAACCUGUAAUUCUCUAAUGUUUUACCUCUAAGCCCAAAAUGCUCCAAGGCAAACCAGCCAAUGGGAUGCUUGAUCCUAGGGGGAAGUGCAGUAGUAUAUAGACAGCUGGAACAGGUGCAAAGUGAACACUUCAGGAAUAACCUUUUCUUAGUAUCUUAAAACCAGGAUCUUCCAAAAGCAUCGAUCCUGUCAAGGCUGUCAUUUUCAAGGCCUCAGCCUUGACUGAAGAGCCUCUGAAAAUAAGCCUGUAUAUGUAAAAAAAAUGCAGUUCAGGUUUUAGUCCCUCUUCAGAACAAAACCCCUUCUAGUGCUACAAAGUCUUUUAUUAAUCACGCAAAUACAUAAAGGAUGUCUGGUAAAUCCAUUUGUAUAAAAACUGCUUUGAAAUGGCAGCAGACUGUGAACUGGACCCUGUGAUCCUCCUGUGUGUGUACAGUUGCCUUGAGGUGUCCUUAGCGGAAGACAGGUGGAGCUAGGCCAUACAUUUUCUUACAGCUGUACUAGAAACGGUAGGUACAGUUUUGUUCUGAAGAACCAGCUUUACCUCUGGCCAUAUCUAGGUUUUCUGCUGCGUUGGCCGAAAGAUCUUCAUUCACAAAUGCUUUAAAUACUGGAAUAACUCUUGUAUUUUGCUCAGCCAUCUGCAGGAGAAAACACCAGUUUGUUACAUGCAAGAAUCAGUGCCCCUGUGACAGGUAAGAUAGUAAAUAAAAUCAAAUCCUCUCCUUCACUUAAACAUUAAAACUUUAAGUGCCUUCAUGGGAGCAUGCUUUGGGUGAACAGGCGUCUGACGCACUAGCAGGCUCCCUUGCCAAGUUCUUAAGGAACGUGCUGCGUUGCCAAAUGAGGAACUGCACUUGCUCAGACCUGGGACGCACAAGCUCUCCCUUUCUUUUCCCCACUCAUUGAUCAGUGGUGGGCCUGGCAGCAUACUGAAGUAGUAAAGAUCACUUCAGUUUUAAAUGCUUUUGAUGUCUGACAUCAUUUGCAGUGUGUACACCACACUGCAGGCAUCCAACGUUACCUUGUAAAGCUUUGCCUCUUCUGCACCUGCAUUUACAGAAAUGAUAUUGAGUACAGGCUCCUAUGGAAAAGGAUUUCACCUUGUGCAGCCUCUCCGGUCUUUCAGCAGUACUUUCUCCUUCUUCCUCCUCUACUGCGUCUGGUCUAGCCUGUCACCAUAACCCUGGCACUACAAAGCCAGCGUUUUGACCUUACUCUUUCAACAGUCCACUAGAGCCACUAUAGCAUAGAAAGCAUUUUAGUAGGGACCUUGACCAGAUACUAUGUCAAUAAUUCUAUUAAUGAAGUAAUCUAAACAGGUUUCUUGGGUAAUUUUAAAAAGCAGAGGCUUUUUUUAGCAGUUAAGACAUUUCAGAUUUAGCCUCUCCGAGGCAUUUACACAGAAAGGCAACAUGCACUAAGGCAGAGCUCUCGUUUACUGUCACUUUGAAGGUUGUUUCUGCGUUGCCUUCUUUCACUGUUGUCUAAAGUCUUCUUCCUUGGGCUCAGCAUUGUUUUCCUACUGUGCUCAGAACUAGGAUGUAGUAGUAGUUCUUUGAUAUAGUAUGAAACAAAUUUUGGAUGCCAAACAGAACAUGCCAAGGGUUGAAUACAGACGAUUCAUUUUGCAUUAAGUGGGGUGGCUGCCCACGAGAAGCAAGAUACUGCUACCUCAGCUAUCAGAGUUUCUGGCAAGAGAGGAAACAGAUUUUUAGCAGUAGCUAAUGUUUCCAGUCUGUAUUGUUGGCUAGUCCUACUCAUGCUUGAGGUUACUUUAGUACCUGCUUAUCCCAGCUAUAACAUGGUACUGUAUUUUACAGAGACACUGUAGCUUUUUUUGUGCAAGCAAGGACAAACCCAAGGAGAUAUAGAGCUGCUUACGCCACUCUCCUGCUUAAGUGUUUUGGAAACAGAGUAAGACCAGAACCCAUUUACAGAAGGGGCAUGUGAGGAAGGAAUAAGUUGUGGCUUUUGUCCCAUACUACAAACUGGGCAUGCAAUGAGGAAAGGAACAGAACUAAGACAAGACAAACCGAUCUUACCUUACAUCCCAAAAUAAAAAUGACUAGUUUAUAAAUAAGAGGUGUGACUUUACAGCCCUCUAUAUGAGAAGCCAGCCUCUCCACAAUAUGCUGUAGCCAGUCCUGUAAGUUCCUUUAAUUCUCAUCUGAUGCACUUACAGCCAGUUGGUAUCUAAAAGCAUUAGCAAUAAAAAGUAAAGUAAGCAUCCCUUCUUUAUCUGCACACAUGAUUUUAAUACUGGGUUUGGUAACUGCAAUUUGAUCUGCUCCUAAGAAUUAGCCACAGCAUUAAGUAUGUGUGUGCAGAUUUAUUGUAACACUAAUUUAACACUGUCCAAGCACUUGUUAAAUACGAUCUCUAACUACUUCAGGUAUAACUAGUCUGCUUUUAAGCAUCUCUUAUAUAAGCACAGAAAACUGUUUUGCUCAAUAAGGUAAUUAUUGAGCAGCCAUCAACUGUUUAGUUAAAUAUACAGCAGAUUUUUUCAGGGAAGGUAGUUCACAUUUUUGUAUUCUAAUAAUCCGCAGUAGCAUUCGUGCACCUUGUGGCACACUUACAAAGUUUAUACAAGACAAUAAAUCUACCACUUGCACAGAC